CGCCAGAGACGUACAACACGUACGACCUCAGUGCCACCACCGAGGCCUGUGAGGUCGAUGGCACCGCCUACCAGGUUGACCUGCACUUCAUUGACGAGGCGCUGCACGCCUACCUUGGGAUUCCAGCGAUCAAGGCCAGCGCCAUCAUGCUGGAUAGCCGCCGCAGGUUCAACAAGCUUGUGCUGACCCCCCUGCUGGACAUGUCUGACGGCACACUCGCCCUCACUGAUGCCACCCUCCGCGCGGGCCAAAAGCAUGUCUUCAUCACCAUCCGCGCCUUCCAUAAGAUUGAGGAUCCAAGCGAAGACAUGUGCGACGAUGGCAACGCUCCGGACAGCCC
Molecule: messenger RNA, 340 nt
Organism: Astrephomene gubernaculifera
Lineage: Eukaryota; Viridiplantae; Chlorophyta; Chlorophyceae; Chlamydomonadales; Astrephomenaceae
Source: the annotation of a GenBank genome assembly